Messenger RNA from Plutella xylostella (diamondback moth), 2109 nucleotides. Its product is annotated as organic cation transporter protein. Lineage: Eukaryota; Metazoa; Arthropoda; Insecta; Lepidoptera; Plutellidae. Gene Ontology annotation, cellular component: membrane. Gene Ontology annotation, biological process: transmembrane transport. Gene Ontology annotation, molecular function: transmembrane transporter activity. The record is from RefSeq and is a predicted model, not a curated record.
CCCACGCUCUAUAUAAGGGCGCUAAGGAAUAGGCUUCCUCCCCGUGCUGGUGUCUCUCGACGCCGCAUGUACUCAGCGGACUGGGCCGCGGCGCUGGCGGCCGGGCGGACCACGCCUGACGACGAGUGGGCCGUCGUCCCCUGCACUAGCGGCUGGGAGUACAACCGGACUGACGUGCCGUAUAGCACCAUCGCUUCUGAGCUGGACUGGGUGUGUGAGAACGACAACCUGCCUGCGACGGCUCAGGCCAUCUUCUUCUGUGGUGCCAUAGUGGGAGGGCUGAUAUUCGGCUGGAUCGCCGAUAAGUAUGGGAGGGUCUCCGCUUUGGUUGGUACAAACCUCAUAGGCUUCGUGGCGGGAGUCGGGACGGCAUUCUGCAACAGUUUCUGGUCCUUCGCGCUCUGUCGGUUCCUGGUUGGAUUCGCGUUUGACAACUGCUUCACCAUGAUGUAUAUCUUAGUUUUAGAAUACGUGGGUCCAAAAUGGCGGACGUUCGUGGCGAACAUGUCCAUAGCUCUGUUCUUCACCCUGGCAGCGAGCCUCAUCCCGUGGAUCGCGCUCUGGGCCGACGACUGGAGGAUAUUUACUUUGGCCACAAGUGUGCCUUUUGCGCUAGCCUUGGCCACGCCGUAUGUCGUGCCGGAGAGUGCCAGGUGGUUAGUAUCUCAGGGAAAGAUUGACAAAGCUCUGGUCAUCCUGAAGAAAUUCGAGAGAAUCAACAAGACCAAGAUACCUGAAAAAGUGCUUAGUGAUUUCACUGAAUCCUCACUAAAAACCCUCAAAGAGAACGAAGCGGAGGACCGAACCUACUCCGUUCUAGACCUCUUCAGGACCCCACGGCUGAGGCGUAACUCCAUCCUGCUCAUCAUCAUCUGGAUGGCGAUAUCCCUGGUCUUUGAUGGACACGUCCGGAAUGUGGGGUCUUUGGGUCUGGAUAUAUUCCUGACGUUCACCAUUGCGUCUGCGACUGAGUUACCGGCUGAUACUUUCUUGACCGCUGUUUUGGACAGAUGGGGUAGAAGAUGGCUGGCUUGCGGCUCCAUGGUCGUCAGUGGAAUAUUCAGCUUGCUGGCCACAACGGUGCCUGUCGGCGGCCCAUCAGCCUCGCUCGCCAUCAUGGGCCGCUUCGCCGUGAACAUCUCGUACAACAUCGGGCUGCAGUACUGCGCCGAAUUACUUCCCACCGUGGUGCGCGCGCAAGGCGUCGCACUGAUACAUAUUAUGGGUUAUGUGGCGUCGAUUGUGGCUCCGUUUGUGGUUUAUCUGGCCAACAUCUCCCAAGACCUGCCCCUCCUCAUCCUGGGCGCGCUGGGCGUGGGCGGCGGGCUGCUGUGUCUGCUGCUGCCGGAGACCAUGCACGCGGACCUGCCGCAGACGCUGGCCGACGGGGAGAGCUUCGGCCAGCACCAGCGCCUGUGGGACAACCCCUGCUUCAGCAGGAAACCAGACCAGGACGAAAAAGACGAAGAGGCCCAAAACCCUGAGCGAUACGUGAAGAGAUCCUCAAUAUCGGAGCCAGAAGCGUUCACCAGAUCCAUGCCCAGUGCUAUCGGGUCGCGCGCAUCCAUCAGAGCAUCUAUUAGAGCGUCCACUCGGGGGUCGAUGAGGAGACGAGAGAGGAACGAAAAUGUCGCGUGAUCAUUAGAAUAGGGGUUUUGUUUGUCAAGAUUAUUAUUGUAGUGUGAUAGAAAUUAUACUUGAUAAAUUAUGGAUAGUGAUUUUGGAAGUUUUGGACUUUUUAGAUAGUCCAAGCUUAGCUAUUCGUCCAAUAUAUGGGUCCAAUGGAUAGGUAUGACCGUGGAAAUGUAUUCUGAAACGAUUUUAAAUUAUAUUCGGUCAUAGGUUGAGCGUGUGUUUCAACUUUGUAGUGAAUACGCAGGCAGGAUAGAAGGGUUUUUUUCGCACCGGAUUUCCUGAUAGUAGUUACUUACCUACUUACCUGCAUACAAAAAAAAGUAUAUGUACUUGUGACGAUAAGUAAACAAAACUCAUGUUGCCUUUUUGUCAUUCUGUACGGACUAGAAGAAUGUUUACGCUAAAAAAGAUUGAAAAAAAUUGGUUACUUUUAGAGUCAAAGUUUGGAAGUUAAGUUUCAAAAUUAAACAUGGU